AAGCUGGAUAUAAAUGAGCUGACCAAGAGCAUUUUGCUGGAUGCGAACACUGAUAUUCUAUUGAUGAAAGGAAUGUUUGGCAGAAGCUCCUUGGUGCUUACACAAAAUCCUGAUGAUUUCGAAACUGUUUUUCGUCAUGAGGGAACGUGGCCCUAUCGCAAGGGCUUUGAAUUAGUUCAUUAUUAUCGCACAGUGCAUCGCAAGGAAUAUUUUGGUGAAGUGGUGGGUCUGCUCGGUUCACAGCAUCAGGAUUGGGGUGAUAUGCGCUCGGCUGUAAAUCCUAUCAUCAUGCAUCCCAAGAAUGUCAAACUGUAUUUGGGCUCAUUGGAUCGCAUUAAUCAGCAAUUUAUACAGCGCAUUAAGACUAUACGCAACACUGAAACUCUGGAAAUGCCUGUGGACUUUAAGAAUGAAAUCAGCGCCUGGGCCUUGGAGUCAGUGGGCAUGGUUGCUCUAAACUGUCAGCUGGGACUUAUAGAUAAAACAAAUGCUAAAGGCCAACGCUACUUUGAGCUGCUGCAGGAGUUUCUAGACUUUGCCGUAGCACUGGAGGUCAAUCCCUCGCUGUGGCGUAAAUUCAAGACACCCAAGCUAAGGGCAGCAAUGAAGUCGUUGGAUGAAGGCUUGGAAAUUACAGAUCACUUUAUUAAAUUGGGCAUGCAGCGCAUUAAGCAGAACAGCGAAGGUGAAAAGAGCGUGCUGGAAAAACUGUUGGCUAUAAAUCCGAAGUAUGCCUUGGUCAUGGCUCUGGAUAUGCUGGCUGCUGGUGUGGAUACGACUACCAGCAGCUUUACUGCCAUAUUACUGGCACUCUCCAAGCAUCCAGAGCAGCAGGCGAAGCUGCGUGCCGAAAUACGCAGCAUUCUACCGCAAAAGGAUACGCCAUUUACUGAAGCCUCCAUGAGAAAUUUGCCCUAUUUGCGCGCCUGCAUUAAAGAGAGCCUGCGCCUAUAUCCGUUGACCUUGGCCAACCUACGCACCACACGUCAGGAGCUCGUGCUCAGUGGCUACACAGUGCCCGCUGAAACUGAUGUGAUUAUGAUGCACGUGAAUCUGUGGGCAGACGCGCAGCACUUCUCCCAGCCCGAGCAGUUCAUACCAGAGCGUUGGCUGCGUGAACAGCCCGCUACUGCUGAUGGUUGUCCAGUGGCUACCAAGUCCACUCACCCCUUUGCCUAUCUGCCCUUUGGCUUUGGUCCACGCAGUUGCAUUGGACGACGCAUUGCGGAGAUGGAGCUGGAAAUUGGUGUGGCGAGACUGCUGCGCAACUUCCAGGUUGAAUUUAAUCAUCCGAUGGACAAGCCUUUCAUUGCCUACCAACUGGCCACGCCACGCAUCCCGUUGCAAUUUAAAUUAACUGAUAUAAAGGAUUAAUUAUUGACAGUUGUUUUUUGUAAGAAAGUAUUGAAUUUUAAUUAUAAAUAAUUGCAAUUGGUGGAUC
Messenger RNA from Drosophila busckii, 1441 nucleotides. RefSeq names its product probable cytochrome P450 12a5, mitochondrial. The transcript is spliced from 4 exons. NCBI's taxonomy places the organism in Eukaryota, Metazoa, Arthropoda, Insecta, Diptera, Drosophilidae. The record is from RefSeq and is a predicted model, not a curated record. Gene Ontology annotation, molecular function: iron ion binding; monooxygenase activity; oxidoreductase activity, acting on paired donors, with incorporation or reduction of molecular oxygen. The annotation marks the transcript as partial.